This is a messenger RNA of Tricharina praecox, 1426 nucleotides long. RefSeq lists its product as uncharacterized. Lineage: Eukaryota; Fungi; Ascomycota; Pezizomycetes; Pezizales; Pyronemataceae. Bases 251 to 1192 code for a protein of 313 amino acids. The transcript is spliced from 3 exons. The record is from RefSeq and is a predicted model, not a curated record.
GGGGACUCGGAUGCAACAAUAGGAAGAUCCAUUGACUUGUAAUACCGGUACCAGCAUUGGCAAUCCAGCCUCCCCAUCCCCAGCAUUUCCCAUUGCCUGCACCACCGUCCAACCGUGUCUGGCCUCCCAGCUCCACCCACACACACAACUGCCAACUUUCCUGUCCUGUCCUCCCUGAAUCUCCAGUUUGGAUCCCCCAUCCCCAUCCCCCGUCCCCAUCCCCAGACGGUCCCCCGGUGUUGCACGACAGAUGCUGCUGCCCAGAUGCUGCUGCACAAAGUCUGUUCGUAGUAGUAGUGUGAAGUGGAUAAAAGCAGCGUUGGCUGCUCCACUUUCGUGCCAUAUACUUUCACCUUCCCAUACUCCCGCUUGGCAGACGUACCACCACCACCAACACCAACACCAACAACAACAACAACACCACUACUACCACCGUCACACCCAAUCACACCGCCCAACAACGAACAUAUCAACGAACAUAUCCACAAAAACGAAAACGAAACCAGACACAAUGGCCGAUAAACAAAUCCAAGAAGGUGACACCGUCUCAUGGAAAUGGGGCGCCGGAAAUCCCAGCGGCGUGGUGGCGGAAGUCAAGACAUCAGGCCAGCUCGAGAUCGAAACUGCGGGCAAGAAGGUGCACAAAAACGCUGACGGGGAUAAUCCCGCCGUGCAUGUGGCCCGCGACGGGAAUGAUGUCGUUAAGAGGGCAAGUGAGCUUACGAAGGUGAAGGAGAAGGAGAGUGAUGGGGAUGGGGAGGAUGUGGAGAUGAUGGAUGGGGAGAAGGAGGUGGAGGAGAAGGAGGCGGAGGAUGGGGGGAAGGAGGUGGGUUGUGAGAAGGAGGUGAGUGGUGAGAAGGAGGUGAGCGGCAAGUCGGCAGGCGAGAAACGAGAUCGUGACGAUGUCGUGGAGGAUGCUGAGGAGGCAGCGGCGGACGGGGAGGAGAAGUCCGUUGCGGCCGAGGAACAGGAGGAUGCCGAGAAGGAGACUGGGAAGGAGGUCAAAAAACUGAAGCUUGACUCUGACGAGGAGGAGAAAUCGAGUGAGGAGAAAGAGAAGAAAGAAGAGGCUGCUCCGCCGAAAAAGAAGGCUGGAAAGGCGGCCCCAAAGACGAAGAAGUCGGAAGACUCCAAGCCGGCUGUAUUCCAUGACACCCCCGCGGCGAGGACGAGGUCGAAGGCUACGGCGUAAGGUACGGGUAAGCACUUUGAUAUUCUAUAAAUCUCGAUGGUUCAAGUGGUUGACACAGACAGGAACAUCAGUGAAUAGGAUGGGAUAGCUUUUUGAGAUUUUGUUUCUGCAAUGCUGCCAACGAUCUUUACCGUCUUACCCUGGGGGUAAAUGAGUCUAUCGGAGCGAUGAGAAUGAAUGUUCGAUUCCAGAAUGUAUUUGUACAGCAAACAGACUGUGGCACCACUCAUCUAU